Gracilinanus agilis (Agile Gracile Mouse Opossum) is the source of this 2644-nucleotide messenger RNA. It is a transcript of the gene CYTH4, whose product is annotated as cytohesin 4. The record is from RefSeq and is a predicted model, not a curated record. Gene Ontology annotation, molecular function: guanyl-nucleotide exchange factor activity. The transcript has 13 exons. Gene Ontology annotation, biological process: regulation of ARF protein signal transduction. The coding region runs from base 1 to 1191 and encodes 396 amino acids. Lineage: Eukaryota; Metazoa; Chordata; Mammalia; Didelphimorphia; Didelphidae.
AUGAGGCUUUCUCUAUUUUCAGAUCCACCUGACCUGAAUCAGAAUGAAGCUGAGGAAUUCCAGAACAUCAAAUGGCACCGGAAACAGCUUCUGGAGGACAUCCAGAAGCUAAAGGAUGAGAUUGCAGAAGUGUUUGCCCAGAUCGAAUGCUUCGAGAAUGCAGAAGAGAGUCGCCUGGUCCAGAAGGAGAAAGAACUAUGUAUUGGCAGGAAGAAAUUCAACAUGGACCCCAGUAAGGGAAUCCAGUACCUUACUGAUCACAAGCUUCUCUCCUCCAGUAUAGAGGAAAUCGCCCAGUUUCUAUACAAGGGGGAGGGGCUCAACAAGACAGCCAUCGGGGACUACCUGGGGGAAAGAGAUCCAUUCAACCUCAAGAUCCUGCAGGCCUUUGUGGACUUGCAUGAAUUUGCCAACCUCCACCUGGUACAGGCACUGAGACAGUUUUUGUGGAGCUUCAGGCUUCCAGGGGAGGCCCAGAAGAUCGAUCGGAUGAUGGAGGCCUUUGCCACACGUUACUGUCUCUGUAACCCAGGUGUCUUUCAGUCCACAGACACCUGCUAUGUCCUGUCCUUCUCCGUCAUCAUGCUUAACACCAGUCUGCACAACCCCAAUGUUCGGGACAAGCCCCCCUUUGAACGAUUUGUGUCCAUGAACCGAGGUAUCAACAAUGGUGGAGACCUGCCUGAAGAACUCUUGAAGAAUCUCUUUGACAGCAUUAAGAGUGAGCCCUUCUCCAUCCCAGAGGAUGAUGGGAACGACCUUACUCAUACCUUCUUCAAUCCAGACCGGGAAGGCUGGCUCCUCAAACUGGGGGGCGGGAGAGUAAAGACUUGGAAGCGCCGUUGGUUCAUCCUGACAGAUAACUGCCUCUACUACUUUGAGUUCACCACAGAUAAGGAGCCCCGAGGCAUCAUCCCAUUGGAGAAUCUUUGUGUCCAGAAGGUAGAUGACCCCAAGAAGCCGCAUUGUCUGGAGCUCUAUAACCCCAACUGCAAAGGCCAGAAGAUCAAAGCAUGUAAGACAGAUGGGGAUGGGAAGGUCGUUGAAGGAAAACACCAGUCCUACAGGAUCUCUGCCUCAAGCCCUGAGGAGAGGGAUGAGUGGAUCAAGGCCAUAAGGGCCAGCAUCACCCGUGUUCCAUUCUAUGACCUGCUUUCUGCUAAGAAAAAGAAGAUUGCAAGCAAACAAUAAGGAACCAUUGGGUUGUCAAUCUGUCCUUUGAGGGCUGAGAUGACCUGUGACUCUAGCAGUCUCUGGAGGCAACCACGUGCUCAUCCCCAUCCUUUGUGGGACCUUCUCCUACCUCAGCCUCUCCCAUCCCACCUUCUCACAGGUUCCACUGGAGAUGAAAGGAAUAGAAGCAGAAAUGGAGAAAUGAGUGGGGAAUCAAGGAAAGAAGCCACAAUUGGUGGGAGCCAGUUCCUACUUCCCAGGCUUUGAACCUCCUUUGAGGUUGGCCAAGGAGGCCAUGACAGAAUCUUGGCCUACCAGCACUCGUGCACACUGGACUGAAGAGACUGGAAAGGCUCUAUACACCAAUCCCCUUUCUCUAUUCCAUCUUCCUUUUAGGGAUACACAGCAACAAAGGGUAAAGGACUGAGCAAGCAGUAGGCUGGGAAGCCCCAGACAGGAGACACUUGGCGGCACUCAGGAGUGACCAUUGAGAUGUGAAGCCUAAAGACAUUAUCUGGGAUAGAGCAACCAGGGAGAUGUACCUCACUGGGUAGAGAGUCCCUUUGGAAGAGCGCUGUCUCAAACCCCACCUCUCAUACUUACUUCCAUGUGACACUGGAUAAGUUACUUAAUAAUCUCUGAGUAUAAAUGUCCUCAUUUGCGAAAUGAGGGAAUUGGACCUAGUGACUUCUCAGGUCCUUUUAGCUUAAGGUGUAUAAUCCUCUGUAUACCUAUGCCUAUCACCUUCUGUACAUAAUCAGGGCGUCAUCUCGCACCCCUUUCACUAUCCUUCCACAUCUAUUUUCUAUCCCCAGCUGGAGGGACCUUGUAAAAACUGAGAAGUUAGCUAGCUCCCCUGCUUUUGAGGAGUCUUGCUAUCAAGGUCAAGAAGGAGGCAUUGAGGCUCUUAUAUCUCACCUCGUAUGUGUCUGAGAUGUAAGAAAAGGAAAAAGGACAGGGCUUCUCCCCUGGACUCUUACCAUCGAAUUGGGCAUGAGCAGCAACGACCACAGACAAAAUAUACCACCUCCACAUGUUUGCAAAAUGGGGAUUAAAAAAAAAGACCAAUCACUCCACCCUCCACCCUCUACCAAACAGAGGUAGAUGAAGAAAGCACUUUGGAAACUGUAAGUUGCAAAUCGGGACAGAAAUGCCAGCUGUUUUCUUUCAGUUCAACUAACAUUGAUUAAAGGGCUAACUUAUGUAGAGCUGUGUACUAGUUGUCGAGGAAGAUAAUGGAGCUUAGAAAAGACAUGGCCCUACCCUCAUGAAGCCUAGAGUCUAGUGGGAGGUGGGGAGCGGGGAGAAAUGCAUGCAUGCAGAGGGAUCCAUAAGAAGCAGCAUUGACUGAGAUGUAAUAUCAAUAAGUUAACAGGAAGUUAAAAAGGCAGCACUGUACAGAGGGAGAAGCAAUGGAUUUGAAGUCGAAGUCCCCAGUUUCAAGUUAAUCCACCAAUAAACAUUUAGGAAA